Penicillium malachiteum is the source of this 1122-nucleotide messenger RNA. RefSeq names its product sodium:calcium antiporter. Gene Ontology annotation, molecular function: calcium, potassium:sodium antiporter activity; calcium channel activity. The record is from RefSeq and is a predicted model, not a curated record. Gene Ontology annotation, cellular component: membrane. The annotation marks the transcript as partial. Gene Ontology annotation, biological process: intracellular calcium ion homeostasis; calcium ion transmembrane transport. The transcript has 2 exons. NCBI's taxonomy places the organism in Eukaryota, Fungi, Ascomycota, Eurotiomycetes, Eurotiales, Aspergillaceae.
CUCAGUAUUCAUAACAUCGCCCACAUGGAUUGGGAUAACCUCUGCUUCAAUAUAGCCACUUCUAUAGCUGGAAUCUUCGUCCUUGACUAUGGGGCAGAUAAAUUCCUGGAUCAUACAGUUAUCGUGGGCCGACGCCUGGGCAUUUCGCCCACCCUUAUCGCUCUCUUAACAGCUGGUGCCGAGUACGAAGAGCUCGCCGUGGUCAUUGCAGCAAUUCUGCAACAUCGUACCCCACUAGCGCUAGGCAAUGUGAUGGGCUCUGCAAUUUCGAAUAUCCUUGGUGCCUUUUCACUGGGUCUCUUAUGCCAACCUGGCGGCAUGCAAUUCGAUGCUAGCGCAAAGAUUUACAGCAGUAUUUUACUCUGCAUCACUACACUAUUUGUCGCUCUGGCUUUGGCCGACCAACUGAAUAGAGUCACGGGUAUUCUGCUUAUUGCCUCGUUUGUGAUCUAUCUUCUCUCGAUUGGAUAUGCCAUCUAUAAGGGAGUUACUUCGGCACCUGAAAUGUCGGACAGUGACAGCGAUAGCGAUAGUGAUGGAGAUGAAGAGACUUCUAUAAACGACGAAGAACGAUUAUCCGGUCAAAAUAACUCAACAGUUUCAGAAAGUUCACCUCUCUUGGAGAAUACAGACUCACGACCACAGGAUGGCGAUUCAAAGCUCCCACGCCCUCUAUAUCAGCAUGUUUUCCAUCUCUUCGUUGGUCUACUUGCGCUUUCUAUAUCGGGGUAUAUUCUUGCCCAUAGUGCAGGGGCUAUAGCGGACGACCUUCAUUUGUCAGGGACUGUCUUCGGGCUUACAGUUAUUGCCUUUGCCACGACGCUUCCAGAGAAAUUCAUCUCCGUGAUCAGUGGAUUCCGGGGGCAAGGAGGCGUUGUUGUCGCGACUACAGCAGGGAGUAACAUCUUCUUGUUGACACUGUGUGUUGGCGUCGUGGCUAUCUCGGGGGUUCCUGUCGAUGGCAAAGAUACAUAUGUCUUGUUUGAUCUACAGGUCCUCUGGCUAUCUGCAUUGUGCUUUACGGUGGUUGUCUUCACUGGGCCAAGCCGGAUUGCUGGUUGGGGGUUUUUGAUUGCUUAUAUCACUUUCUUGGCUCUUGAGUUUACGGUGUAUAGGCGUUGA